This is a messenger RNA of Paraglomus brasilianum, 2616 nucleotides long. The record is from the annotation of a GenBank genome assembly. NCBI's taxonomy places the organism in Eukaryota, Fungi, Glomeromycota, Glomeromycetes, Paraglomerales, Paraglomeraceae.
AUGGCUGCUCGAAAAACAAAUUCCGAGACGAUGGAAGCGUUGCGUCGAGAGGCAUUCAAUUUAGCCGGGAGAGCAGUUGAACAAGAUACCGAGGGGAAUCUUGAAGAAGCAAAAAGACAUUAUCAGGAAGUUGUGAGAGCGCUUUUAGAGAAGGGCGAAAGCGAGGAAAGACAGUUUAAAUUUGUGCAGGCACUUGAUUCGUAUUUGGACGCUGUCGAACCGUUACUUCAAGCAAAAAAAUAUGCUGAUGACAGCCCGGAACUAAGAACUCAGAUCAAGAAAACUCUUGACAAGGCGGAACCCCUGAAAAGAUUGGAUAAUCGAUCUUCAAAGAGGCCAAGAAAUGGCUUAACGCACACGCCAAAUUCUGGGUUAUCUCCGCUCACUGUUGCAGAGCGCAGAAUCUUGCUUGACACUUCUCGUAUUAAUGAAAAGAUCUUUCCCCCAUGGUAUGACGAUGAUGACUUGAACGAGCCGUUUUUAUUUGAUAAGCUCUUUAUAGAUUUGGACGGUCUUCUGGAACUAUCAUUGCAACAAAAAGCGCACUUUGGUUCAUGGAAACGACCUUAUCAGUUUAUGAACAAUCCAGUGAUGAUUGCAGAGAUUUCUAGUUCCAAUAUAGUACAGGAUAUUGUGACUGAUUGCUCUUUUGUUGCAUCAUUAUGUGUGAGUGCUGCGUAUGAGCGAAGACAUAACAAACAGUUAAUCACAAAGUGUAUUUAUCCACAAGAUGAACACGGAAAGCCAAUGUACAAUCCGUGUGGGAAAUACAUGAUUAAGCUUUUAUGCAAUGUCAUUGAUGAUUGGUUGCCUGUUUCGCGCGAUGGUACACUUAUGUGCACUUUCUCGACGAAUAAAGACGAGCUAUGGCCCAGCAUCGUAGAAAAAGCUUAUUUGAAAUUAAUGGGUGGUUAUGAUUUUCCUGGGUCCAAUUCGGGGAUAGAUUUAUAUGCUCUUACAGAAUGGCUUCCCGAGCAUAUUUUUAUUAAUGAGGUUUUUGACAAAGAGUCAACCUGGAAACGGUUAUUUCGCGGUCAGAAGGAUGGUAAUAUCCUAGUUAUUAUUUCUACCGGAGAAAUGGAUGAAGAAAGAGCUAAUACAGUUGGACUAGUUCCAACACAUGCAUAUGCCGUAUUGGAUAUACGGGAGAUUAAAGGCCUACGACUGUUACAAUUCAAGAACCCUUGGAGUCAUAAAAGAUGGACAGGUGAUUUUAGUCACAAAGAUAACAAUCAUUGGACACCAGAGUUAAUGCGAGCAUUGAACUACGACAGAAAAAGGGCCGCAGGAAGUGAUGAUGGUGUUUUCUGGAUAGAUUACGAUUCAGUUUGCAAGUAUUUUGACUCUAUACAUGUGAACGAGAAUCCAGGAUUAUUCGAAUAUAAAGACGUGCUACACGCGUCUUGGUCAAACACAAACAUUAUGAACACUGAUACUUUUAAUAUAGGAAAUAACCCACAAUAUUCUCUAGAAAUAGUUAACAAAAAUAAGGAAGCGUCAGCUGUAAGAUUACUUUUAACAAAGCACAUAAUGACCGUGGGUGAGAAUAAAGACCACAUUGCUUUGCAUGUAUAUAAUGACACCGAUGGAAAGAAAAUAUUCUAUCCAAAGGAUCCAAUGAUUCAAGGCCUAUACGUAAACAGUCCACACAUACUGGUGAGAUUUGACGCUCAGCCAGGUAUUUCAAAGUAUACAGUUGUGGUGGCACAACAUGAAUCGUCAGGAUUAUUUUAUUAUACCUUACGAUGCUUCUGUCAGUCACCAUUUACGUUGCAUGAUGUAGUGGACAGCUACCCGAUUGAGAAAGAGAUUAAUGGAUGUUGGACACAACAAACAGCUGGUGGUCACUCAUCAUUGAUAACGUUUCUUAAUAAUCCACAAUAUAAACUUUCUAUACGACCAUCUCCUGAACAUAUAAGAGUGAGAUUAUCACUAGAAGGGCCCUUGUCGUAUGCAAUGAAUGUAAAAUUAGUUUGGAGCCAGGGAAAAAGAGUUGCUAGCGUAGCAAACAAGGAUAUAGUCGUACAGUCCGGCGGUGAAUACCGUCCUGCAUUCUGCUAUUGCGAAAAGGAUGAUGUACAAGCUGGGGACUAUACAAUUAUUGUAUCAACCUACGAUGCUGGAUUAUGUGGGGACUUUAAGUUGACAGUUGCGUGCAAUUCGGAGUUUCAAAUCUGCGAAAUUCCUUCUGAAGGAGCUGGGAUGUUUAAGAAAGUAAUUAACGGUCAAUGGAUUAGUGGUGUAAGUGCUAUGGGACAUCAAGGGUAUCGUGAUUAUUACAGAAACCCAUGCUACCUGUUGCGUAUCAAACAGUUGACUACUGUAAAAAUUCGACUUCAAGCGCGCAACAUUACCCCAAUUCCCGCGAUGAAUAUAAAGUUAUUUGAAGCGCGAUUACCUCAGCAUGAAGAUGUCGUGAGAAUAGGCAAAGACGUCUGUAGUACUGGUGCAUACGUUGAAUUCGUUCAGGGUGUUUGUACAGACGAUGUAGUGCUACCCCCAAGAGAAGAAGGAUAUGUAAUUGUAUUUUCAACAUGGGAGCGCGGAGUGGCCGGAAAUUUUGUAGCAUAUGUUUAUAGUGAUGGGAUCAUCAGCAUAGAAGAGAUAUCACGAUAG